CUCUCGACAAGAAUACAUCUUAAAAAUGUUUAAACUAUUUCUAAUAACCAGCCUCAUAUAUGUCGUGGGCGGCACCACUUAUCUAACCACUAAUAGUCAUAUUGAAAUGCCCAUAUAUCAGAAACGCCCUUUGAGCGAACAAAUGGAGAUGAUUGAUAUCCUGGAUUUGGGUGACCGGCCGCGACGACAGGCGGAGCCCAAUCUGCACAACUCAGCCUCGAAAUUCCUGCUGGAAGUGUACAACGAGAUUAGCGAGGACCAGGAACCCAAGGAGGUCCUGCAUCAGCGUUACAAACGCUCUGUGGACGACGACAUCCUGAUUUCUAACGAGGAUCGACAGGAGAUUGCCAGUUGCAACAGCAUCCUGACCUUCUCGAGUCAAGCAAAACCCGAGGAAGUGGACAACGAGUUGGAUAUGCACAUAACCUUCAAUACCAACGAUGUGCCGACGGAUUUGAGUUUGGUCCAGGCCAUGCUCAGGAUAUACAAACAGCCCAGUUUGGUGGACAGGAGGGAGAACUUCACGGUGUCCGUGUACCGAAAGCUGGACAAUCGUCAGGAUUUCUCCUAUCGCAUUCUGGGCUCUGUGAACACCACAUCCCAUCAGCGCGGCUGGUUGGAAUUUAAUUUAACGCAAACUCUGAGGACUUGGUUAGUGAAUAGUAGGGGUUUGCCACGACGAAAUGAGCUUAGGAUAUCCAUUGGCGACUCCCAACUGAGCACCUUUGCCGCCGGACUGGUUGCCCCCCAGGCCAGUCGCUCCAGCUUGGAACCCUUUAUCGUGGGCUAUUUCAAUGGACCCGAGCUCCUGGUCAAAAUACAGAGGCUCCGUUUCAAGAGGGAUCUGGAGAAGCGUAGGUCUGGGGGCGGUGGGAGUCCAUCUCCUCCUCCUCAAGCGCCUCCCGUGGAUCUGUACAGACCACCGCAGUCCUGCGAGCGCCUCAAUUUCACCGUGGACUUCAAGGAGCUGCAGAUGCACAACUGGGUGAUUGCGCCCAAAAAGUUCGAGGCUUACUUCUGCGGCGGUGGCUGCAACUUCCCGCUGGGCACCAAAAUGAAUGCCACCAACCAUGCCAUCGUCCAAACUCUGAUGCACCUCAAGCAGCCACAUUUGCCCAAGCCCUGCUGCGUGCCCACAGUUCUGGGAGCCAUCACCAUCCUGAGGUACCUCAACGAGGACAUCAUCGACCUCACCAAGUACCAGAAUGCAGUGGCCAAGGAGUGCGGCUGCCAUUAGGUUUGGUUUGAGUUAGUAACUAUUUUAAUAUCAGUAAUAAAUAAGUGAAUGCAGUGUAAAUAUUGUUCCAUGUAAAUAUAAAUAACC
Messenger RNA from Drosophila biarmipes, 1324 nucleotides. RefSeq names its product protein screw (gene scw). The record is from RefSeq and is a predicted model, not a curated record. Gene Ontology annotation, cellular component: extracellular region. Gene Ontology annotation, molecular function: growth factor activity; cytokine activity. The transcript has a single exon. Gene Ontology annotation, biological process: SMAD protein signal transduction; BMP signaling pathway. Bases 26 to 1237 code for a protein of 403 amino acids. NCBI's taxonomy places the organism in Eukaryota, Metazoa, Arthropoda, Insecta, Diptera, Drosophilidae.